Messenger RNA from Peromyscus californicus insignis, 4558 nucleotides. It is a transcript of the gene Arid5a, whose product is annotated as AT-rich interaction domain 5A. NCBI's taxonomy places the organism in Eukaryota, Metazoa, Chordata, Mammalia, Rodentia, Cricetidae. Gene Ontology annotation, biological process: regulation of transcription by RNA polymerase II. The record is from RefSeq and is a predicted model, not a curated record. The transcript is spliced from 7 exons. Gene Ontology annotation, cellular component: nucleus. The coding region runs from base 105 to 1877 and encodes 590 amino acids. Gene Ontology annotation, molecular function: transcription cis-regulatory region binding.
CGGCAGUCCAGCCGCAGCGCGAGUCAGUCGCGCCGAGAGCGCAGGGACUGGACGGCUCCGCUCGUCGAGGGUCUCUGGUUGGCGACGCGUGAUCUCGCUGGGCCAUGGCAGCACCUCCUGCCAAAGAGAAAAGGGAGCAGUCAGAAGAGGGUGACCUCCUAGAGCUCCCUGUGUGCCCCAAGCCCGAUGGUGAGCAGAGUAGGAGCCAGAGCCCCAUCCAGCUGGAGGACUCUCCUGAGGCAGGCGAGGAGCGGGAGGAGGAACAGGCCUUCCUGGUCAGCCUCUACAAAUUCAUGAAGGAGCGGCACACGCCCAUCGAGAGGGUACCCCAUCUUGGCUUCAAGCAGAUUAACCUGUGGAAGAUUUACAAGGCCGUGGAGAAGCUGGGGGCUUAUGAACUGGUGACGGGCCGCCGUCUCUGGAAGAACGUGUAUGACGAGCUGGGGGGCAGUCCAGGCAGCACCAGUGCGGCCACAUGCACACGCCGCCACUACGAGAGGCUGGUCCUCCCAUAUGUGCGGCACCUGAAGGGCGAGGAUGACAAGCCACUGCCCCCUACCAAGCCCAGGAAGCAAUACAAGAUGGCCAAGGAGCUGAGGGGGGAUGACGGGACCACUGAGAAGCCAAAGAAGGCCAAGGACUCAGAGAGGCACGUGGACCAGACCACACCGGGAAAGACCAAAUCAGAUGCCGCUGGCCUGACACAGCUUCCCAGCCAGGGACCCUCAAGGGAUAGUACAGAACAGCUCGGCCCAACAUCUGGGCCCUCUCUGCCAUUCGCGGGUGCCAGUGGCUGCCCUGAGGCCUACAAGCGGCUCUUGUCCAGCUUUUACUGCAAAGGGGCUCAUGGUAUCAUGUCCCCACUGGCCAAAAAGAAACUCCUGGCCCAGGUCAGCAAGGCAGAGGCCUUGCAGUGCCGUGAAGAGGGCUGUUGCCAUGGAGCAAGAAGCCCCAGCGGGGACCGUCAGGAAAGUCCCCAGAACCUAAAAGGGCCGGCUGAGAACUCUGAACACCACCGGCUAACCCCACAGGAAGGAUUGCAGGCCCCCGGUGGCAGCACCAAGGUGGAGGUGCAGGAAGGCCCCUGCCCCGUAGCCCCCACUUUCUCAGGCUGUUUUCAUGCCUACCCCACCGAGGUGCUGAAGCCUGUCGGCCAACACCCCAGGGACUUCUUCUCUGGCCUCAAAGACAGGGUGCUGUUGGAACCGCCUGGGAAAGAGGAAGGGCUGACGACCAAAGAGCCCCAGCUGCUGUGGGAUGGGGAUGCCAACCGCCCCUCCGCGUUCCAGAAAGGCAGUUCCAGACAAAGAAGUUUCUACCCCAAACCCAAAGCCUGCUGGGUGUCCCCGAUGGCCAAGGUCCCUGCUGAGAGCCCUGGAGCCCCGCCCCCGCUCCCCAGUAGCCCAGGCCUUGGCAACAAGCGCAGCUUGGAAGAAGAGGGCUUUGCUCAUGGUGGCAAGAAACUGAGAGCAGUGUCUCCCUUCCUGAAGGAGGGGGAUGCCAAGGAGUGCAGAGGCAAGCCUGCAGCACCUGGCUUGGCUGUAUCCUGUCUGCUGGGCCCAGCCCUGGGUCCCACUCCUCCAGAUGCCUACAGGGGCACCAUGCUGCGGUGUCCUCUGAACUUCACCGGUAGCCCGGACCCUCUGAAGGGCCAGGCCACACUCCCCUUCAGUCCCCUGGUCAUCCCAGCUUUCCCAGCCCAUCUCCUGGCUACAGCAGGCCCCUCACCCAUGGCUGCCAGCCUGAUGCAUUUCCCUCCCACGUCCUAUGACACUGUCCUCCGCAACAGACUGGGUCCAGCUUCAUCUGCCUGGCACAUGCCACCCGUCACAACCUAUGCGGCACCUCACUUCUUCCACCUCAACACCAAGCUGUAGGUUGGAUCCUGUUGUGCUGUGCUGUGAGGAUCUGAUGGGGCCUCAAAAGGCCAGGUGCUGCCGGAAACCUCAGGCCAGAGCCCACUGCCUAGAACUCCCAGGCCAGUCAGCUUCCCCGAGUCUGUAUCCUCCCCGGGCACAGACAGGAGGGAGGCAACAGGCUUGUCUUAACGAAUCAGCCUGAGCCCAAAGCCCAGGGACCAAAUGGUGGCAAAAUCACAAAAGUACCUGAGCUGGUAUUCUCUCCCUCCACAGAGGUCAAGAGGACCGAAAGGCAAUGGAGCUAGAGAGUGGCUCAAGGCAUCCAGGUUGGCCAUGAAAGGUCCAAUAAAAAGACACUGGUGGGAUUGCACCCAGCCCUGAGGUGUACAGCACUGGACUUUUGCAAGGGGAUGUGAGGCAGGAGCCAGCUCGUGGAUGUGGUCACCAGUGUGGGAGCAAUGAUGAAGUGACCCAUUCUGUUCAGGAUGCUCCCACCCCACUGGAGUGCAGGCCCAGAGUAAAACUCAGCCUCUUAUGCACAGACGCACAGUCGUGCUUCCUUUUGCUCCAGCCUCAGGACACUUGCCUGUUGAGGUUGCCAUGGUGCAAAGCCUAGAGCACACUGGUGACUUGUGAGACACGAGGGAGGAGCUGGGUGACUCCAACCCUCCGAGCUGAGCCACAGGCCCAGCCCAAGGAUGCAUAUGCCCUGCAUCUUUGAGCCAGAGCUAGGAAAGGAGUUGCUUGCUUUAAGAGGUUCUUGCUAUGUUGCUCAGAUUAGUCUCAGACUCCUGGCCUAAAGAAACCCUGCUGUGGCCCUCUUGGUAGCUGGGACUACAGGUGUGAGGCAUGGUACCCGUGAAAGGGGGCUUUUGAGGGUGCGAAGACAAAACCCAAGUUAUCUGUCCAGGUAGUGGGUAGACUUGUGAACCCUGCUGCCUAGUGCUCUUGGGGACCUGCCACCACCACACCCACUUUCCUGCUCUACAUACUGGUUUUGGGGCGAGGGGCAGAGGGGACCCAUCUCUGCCUGGGAAUCUCUUGCCACGCCAUGGUAAGCUUCAGCUGUGGUUGCUCCAGGGGCCCACACAGAAACCCUAUGGUUUCGCGCCCUCCUCCCUUAGAGAUGGCUUGAUCUGCCGGUCCCAAGGAGACUGUCAGCACAGCUUCACAACCGUUCCCGGAAAGGCAGUGCCACCAUGGCCCAGAGAUGCCAGGAUGCCAGAGAACCAGGUCAACAGAUGGUUACUGACCUGCGUCAAGGGAACUCACCCUGUUCCUGACCUCAGGCCAUGGACAGGAGGGCAAGUUUUUAUGGCCCUCUUAGUUCACAGGUAACAUGGCUAAGGGCGGGGACAGGAAGCGACACUGAGGAUGCCUGGCUUUGGGAAAUGGUGGUCAGCGAAGGUAGCUGCCUGUGAGGGGAGCUAUAGCACAGGUAUCCAGAGUGGGGGGGGGCAGGUGUCCAGUGAUGCACUCAAGCAUCUUCUAGCUCCCCACCUUCCUCCUGGAGACUCUGAGAUGCCGGCGGCCUGUGUAUGCGGAUGACUAGCCCUGAGCUCCUGGAUGCUUACUGCACCCAUAUGCUGUGUCCCCAUCCAUGAGCUUGUGCAGACCCAUUGAGGAGGGAUUCUAGGCUAACAAAUGCCGUGGGUGCUGGGCUGCACACCGUGGGAUCAGAUCCCAGGAGAGGUGGAGGCUACCUUUGUGUUUGGAGGGAUCCCCUUCAUCUACAAAGUAACACUAGUCUCCAACUGCUCAAGGGUCGUGUUUGGCAAACAGCCUGACUUGGGUAUAGGUUGUUCAGGACUGCAGCGGUGGGGCCCCCUGCAGGCACAUCUGGAAAAUGCACAUCUCGUGGGGUAGCAGGGUAGAUGGAUUCCUGGGCCCGGACUCUGCUACUUCUGCCUAAGCAAAGACACUAGAAAUGAGUGCAAGUCAGCCUUCUUGGAAGACCUCGGAACUCUGCACUGAACACUAUGUAUUUGCCUCACGUGUGAAUUCUCAUUCUCUUUCCCAUUGUGAAUGAGAGAACUGAGCUCAGGGGUGACUCCAGACACCAUGCUGGCUGAUGGGGAGUGCAUGUUGCACACACACAUCUCCCCUUGUUCGUUCUUGUCCCUGACAGACUGACCCAGAGGACCCAGAGGCCAGCAGAGUUCUCAGUGUCUGUGUUCAGAGCAUAAUUUGUGUUCAGGGUCGACUUUCAAAUCAUUCAUGGCGUUUGAGCUGCUAAUGGUGGGAGGUGGCAGAGGCCACCCUGGAAUUUGUACUGACCCCGCCCCUACCCGUGGUCCCAGUUCAUUUCCCUGGAAACAGCUUAAGUGUGAUGAGUUAGGUGUUCAGCAGGUAAUACCUUGGUUUGCUUUGGAGGUUAAAGCGUGCUGCCCCUUUAUCUGUUUUGGGUGCUCAGCUUGGUGGCAUUAAUGCAUUUCUCACACUGGGCAGGUAUCAUCACCACAGUCUUAAACAGAGUGGCCGAGAGUAUCCUUUAGAAGACCUUGAGAAUGACUGGAGGAGGUGACAGAGAGGCAGAGCAGCAAGUCCCCAAGGGAGCGGCAAGAGAGUGGGGUCCGGGAGCCAGGGUCCUGUGAGGGUUGGGACAGAGCGAGCCAGAGGUGACUAAGGCUGGGUUUGGUGCCUUCUAGGCCAGGGGGCAGUUGGGCUUUUACAUGAAAUAAAAGAAAGAUGGACGAGUG